Messenger RNA from Asparagus officinalis (garden asparagus), 1993 nucleotides. RefSeq lists its product as uncharacterized. The transcript has 5 exons. The record is from RefSeq and is a predicted model, not a curated record. Bases 26 to 1516 code for a protein of 496 amino acids. NCBI's taxonomy places the organism in Eukaryota, Viridiplantae, Streptophyta, Magnoliopsida, Asparagales, Asparagaceae.
UCCGAGGCCCGAGUAAACGGAGGCCAUGAUCGCCUCCUCGCUCUCACCCUCCGCCUUCCUCCUCUCUCAUCCUCGGAAUCCCCAGAACCCUAACAAAACCCUAAUUUCCUCCCCGAAACCCCGACGAACUCCCCGCAAGAACCACCUCCGCCCUAAACUCCCGCCAAAACCACCCGCUCCCUUCGAAAACCCUAAAAUUCCCCUCCCCGUUCAAGAGCAGGAAGCGCUCGAAUCAGUCGAAGAACUCGCCUUUCAGUCCCAAACCCAAGCCCUAGGCCCACUCCCAGCCCCUAGCCCUAGCUCGUCCAUCCUCGACCUCGCAUUCCGCUUUGCCGCUCUCCUCGCCGUCCAGACCGCUGUCGCCGUGUGGUUCUUCGGCCGCAGCGGGGGGUUCUGUAUUGAACCGGAGGAAGAAAGUUCGGAUCUUGGAGCUAGGGUUAGGGUUGUCGAGAAGGAUGCGGAACGGGGCGAGGAAAUGAAUAAAGCUUCCGAUUUUGAUGGGAUGGUGAUGGAGAUUAGGGAGAUGGCGAGGGAGGCGAGGGAGAGGGAGGCGAAGGAGAGGGAGGGAGAAGAGGCUGAAGAGGAGAGGAUUUUGGGAGGGGUUUCCAGUGAGAAGGAGGAAUUGAAUAAGGUCUUGGGUUCAAGGAGGAGGAGGUUGGGGUUCGUGAAGUCGAACGUGGUCAGGAGGAAGAAUGUGGGUAAGGGGUUUAAUGGGGCGAAGAAAAUGGAGGGUAGCAGCGACGGUGAUAAUGGUGGUGUUCAACAGAUUUUACAUCAGAAUCCUCUGAGGGAGUCCCCAGAUUUGCAGGAACCACAACGCUCAACUUUAGUCCUCUCUGACCUGACCGAAGAAUCUUCAGAUGCUGAUGAGUCUAUGGCUUUUCCCUAUGAAAAAUUGUCAUCUGUUGGUAACCUGCAGAGUUCUCAAGAAACAGUUGAAAGAUCAAAAAGUGGUCAUGGAAUGUCUCAGUUAAAUCACAGAAAGAAACAAAGAAAGGUUCGAAUCAAGCAAAGAUCCAAGGAAGGAAAGCAUCCCUCUUCCACAAAAUCUAGUAAUGUAAAUGUUAGCCCUGAGUUUCAUCCACAAACAAAAAAAGUUGGCAAGUCUUCUGUCAGCAAAUAUAAAGAUGGCAUCUCUCAUCAGAUGAAAAAACCAUGGUGGCUGCAACUCCCAUUUGUUCUUGCAAUUUUAAUGAGAAGAGGUUCUGACCGUAGUUGCCCAAAAGGAUUAUACUCCUUACAGAUGGAUUCUCCUUCAGAUGAUGAAGGUUCUACAUCUUAUACUGUUGUUUUCCAAAAUCAAGGUGAUGCUACAAAUUUCUGCUACCUGUUAGAAUCUUUUUUUGGGGAAUUGGAUGAUUUUUGCGCCGAUGUUGUUCCGCUGACAAUUGGUGAGCUUGAAGAGGGAGUAAGGUCAAGGGAGCUAAAGGUAAUUGUUGUAAAGAAGGGUCAGCUUCAACUAUAUGCAGGGAAACCUCUUGCCGAAGUUGAGGCUACCUUGCGGUCUUUGUUGUGACAAGAUGCAAGUGAAGAAUGUUGACAAGAUAAUAUAUGGUUUAACAGCGAAAACAGUUUUGAGUUUUCUGCUUGCCAUCGAUCGAGGUUCGAUAUCAAAUUGCAAAAUGGCUUGGCUUCAGCCAAAACUGAUAAUGGAAACAACGUCAUGUAGCCAGUCUGAAGAACUGGUACAUAAUUCAUACGUGCGGGAGCUCUAAAGCUCAGAAAAGCUUCAACAGAUAUGAACUGAGCAAAUCAAUCAUCCUCAAAUCCCACGACUUUUUUGUAACGCCACUGAUUGUUUCCUUGUUCUGCAGCUGAUUUAGAAUCUGUGAACUCUAUUCAUGUUUCAAUCAGUGAAAUCUUGAAAAUUAUACAGGCAUAUAUUAAACAAUUUUUUAUUUUUUAUUUUUUCUUGUUCUUUUUCUUUUUGUUGCUAUGUGACUGCUACUGUUUGCUGUUAAUUUUCGAAGUCUUUUCAUGAAACUUUUAUAUU